AUGACCUCGCGCCUGGAGAGUGUCAUUGCAGCAUCAAAGGCUUCCCAAGAAGAUCUCCGCAACGGGACUCCCUCUUAUUUACCAAGCAAUAAUGUCCAGCCACAGCGGCUCUCCGAGACUGCGGACCGUCAUUAUACCCAUUCUUUAGCAGCCGAUCAAGACAUUCUCGAUAAUCUACAACCAGGAUCAGACAAUUACUUCUCAACCUCUGGUGUAACGAAUUCCAUCAGUGUUGAGCCUAUACCGUCACCUGAUUCAGAGCAAGAUUGGGGAUCUUGGAUCGGCCUGGACGAUGGAAAUGACCUUUCCAGCGCAGCUUGCUUCUCCAACGAAUGCCAUCCGUUAUUCGAUCUCGUCCCCUCACUAGGACUCACGCACACCGAGCCAGACGUGCCCCUGACUCUGCCAGGAGAUCCCGUUCCAGAUACAAUCUCACCGGGGGAAAUGUUUGCAGGGGGAAGCCCAGAACUACUGAUCUCCGCUGCAGGAAGCGACUCGUCUGUGAUGAGCGCCAGAGGCAAAGUGAGAUCGCAUGACUUUGACGAUCAGGACGAAGAACACGUAGACAGUAUCACGAAGAAUCUCACAAGCCGCCUGGGACGCUUACAGAUUGCUGAAGACGGCCAGCCUCGCUACUACGGAGCCACCAGCAACCUGCAUCUUCUACAUCGUGGACCGUCGUCCUUGUGUCGACCCAACCUCCGAACGGUGGUGACGCACGGCGAGGCAGCCAUCGCCCGAGCCGGCCUGCAGUGGAAGGGAGACGCCGAGUACGAAGAAACUCUGGUGAACCUGUUCUUUUCAUGGCACAAUGCCCUGAUGUACGUUGUGGAUAAACCCAUCUUCUUCAAGGAGCGACAGCAAUUUCGCUCGGGACACUAUACGAACCUGUACUCUCCCGCCCUGGAAAAUGCCAUAUACACCAUUGGCGCCGCAUACACCGAUCGUGUCCAUCCCGAUGUGGACGGUCCCACGGACGAGUUCUUCGGCUUUCGAACAAAGGCUCUCUUGGACAUUGAAAUCGAUAGUCCAACCAUUGCCACCGCCCAAGCACUGCUGGUGCUCUCGUCGCACGAGGCUGCUCAUGCGCGCGACUCCCGCGGCUGGAUCUAUUCCGGAAUGGCAGUGCAGAUCCUGUCGGAUCUCGGUCUACAUCUGAAUCUGGCGCAGGACUUUUCAAAGUUCCACAACACAAACAGUAGCGCCGCCGAGGUCGCGUUGCUGCGGCAGAACCUGUUCUGGUCUGCCAACACGAUAGACACGCUGUGGGGUGCCUAUAGCGGACGGCCCUCGCUGAUGAAGCGUCUCGCCCACAACAUACCAGGCCCGAUGCCGUCGGCCAAUUACGCCUGGGAGUAUUACACCGACGAGUACAGCACCAUGAAUUUCCCAAAGGACUUUGACUUCCACGCCGCGGCGCACGUCCACGCGUACCUGGCCAAGCUGAUGGCCGUCUUUGCCCGAGUGUCGGAAGUGCUAUACUCUGGCGUCCCUGACGUGCAGGAAGACAUUGAGAAGUUCGUCGUCAAGUCUGAUGCCGACCUUCAGGAUUGGCUCAGUUCCCUGCCCCCGGCCCUCCGCGUCGACUACUCGUCCUCCAAAUCGCGGACAGCCAUCUAUCUCCCCGCCGUCCUCGAACUACACCUCAUCUUCAACGAAUGCGUCAUCCUCUUGCACCGGCCACUCAUCGCCGUCGACGAAUCGUCGCGACUGUCCAUCUCGCCCACGCACCGAAACGCCGCCCAAUCCUUCUCCAAGUGUGUCCAGGCGGCGCAGCGCGUCUGCCAGCUGCUGACCAUGUUCCGCCAGCGGUACGGCCUCCGCCGGCCGCACCACCAAAUGGUUCACGUCACCAUGACGGCGGGGCUCAUCCACGUGUUUCAAAUGUGCAUUACCAGCACGGGGAGCGCCGAGAACCAAAAGGCCCAGCAGUCGUUCGUCACAUGCAUCCAGAGCCUGGGGGAGAUGGGCCAGACGUACAAGAGUGCGUCGCGUGCCCUCGAUGUCAUCACCUCGCUUGGGCAGAGCUGGCAGCACGACGACUUUGCCGGGCGGCGGGUGAAGUGGCCGAAGCUGCAAUGA
This is a messenger RNA of Fonsecaea pedrosoi CBS 271.37, 2082 nucleotides long. RefSeq lists its product as uncharacterized. Gene Ontology annotation, biological process: DNA-templated transcription. Lineage: Eukaryota; Fungi; Ascomycota; Eurotiomycetes; Chaetothyriales; Herpotrichiellaceae. The coding region runs from base 1 to 2082 and encodes 693 amino acids. The record is from RefSeq and is a predicted model, not a curated record. The transcript is spliced from 6 exons. Gene Ontology annotation, molecular function: zinc ion binding; DNA binding.